UACAAACAAAGAAUUAUGUUCUCCCCAAGCAUUCAAAAAUUCUUUGCUUGUUAAUGGUUAACCGCUUGUGUACGAAAAAAUGGUGCUUAAAUUGCCCACCAAGAGUUCUUCAAAUCUCAUUAUAUAAAGCUGGUUUUGGGGAGUAGCUAUAUUACCACCACCACAUCAUCUUGAUUGCCUACUAGUUGUGUCAUUUGCCCUUUUGUGUAUACAUCAGAAAACCUUCCUACUUGGAACAAGUUCAUUUUCUCCUUUCCUAUUUUCGUUAUCCUCUGUCAAUCCAUUUCCAAACCCCAUAAUGUCUGAAGCACUUGUAUCCUUCCUUGUAGAGCAGUUGGGUUCCAUCAUCUUCCAACAGGUGGAACAAAACGUGAGACUUGUUGUGAAUGUCAAAACAGAAGUAGCAACUCUUACCCUCAACCUCAAAACUAUUCAAGCUGUGCUUUCGGAUGCAGAGAGGAGGCAAGUGAAGGAGGCCAACGUGAGACGCUGGCUCAACAAUCUAAAAGAAGUGUCAUACGAGAUAGACGAUGUGGUAGACGAGUGGAGCACUGAAAUCCUGAAAAAACAAAUCGAGAAACAAGGUGAAAAUGCUGUUGUACCUAAGAAGAAGGUAUGUUUGUUUAUUCCCUUCCAUUGUCUUUGUACUGGACAAGUCACUCAGAUAAUUUUUCGUCGUGACAUUGCUGUGAGGAUAAAAGAGUUGAAUGAGAAGUUAGCUUUGAUUCAUGAACAGCGAAAAUUUUAUAAGUUUCUCGAAAAUGAAAUAGAAUUUGAGCAACACGAACGAUUGAAAAGUUUCUCAAUUGUCGAUGAAUCUGAGAUAUUUGGUAGAGACUACGAAAGGAAUAAGUUAGUAAGCCAGUUAGUGAGUGAGAAUAGUGAAGAAAGGAAGAAGCCUCUUGUCAUAUCUAUUGUAGGUAUGGGGGGGAUAGGCAAAACAACUCUUGCCCAACUAGCUUAUAAUGAUGUAAAGGUAAAGAAUUGUUUUCAUACAAGAAUAUGGGUUUGUGUCUCCGACCCCUUUGUACAAAUCGCUGUUGCCAAAGCCAUCCUUGAAAGUCUUAAGGUAACUGUCCCAAAUUCAAAUGAGUUAGAAACUUAUGUUCAACUUAUAUCUGACUCUAUUAAGGGCAAAAAGUUCCUCCUUGUCCUAGACGAUGUCUGGGACUCAAACCAUAGAAAGUGGGAGCCCUUCCUGACCACAUUACAUGUUGGUGCCUUAGGGAGUAGAAUUUUGGUUACAACGCGAAUAGCGCAGGUUGCUAGUGCAAUGGGAACAACUAGUGACCACACAUUCUAUAUGAAGGAGUUAGGUGAAGAAACUUGUCGGUCAUUGUUCUAUCACAUUGCAUUUUUUGAUGGUGAAAGAAAAGAGUCUAAAAAGUUUGAAGAUAUUGGUAAUGAAAUUGUAAAGAGGUGCAAAGGCUUGCCUCUUGCUGCUAAGACUUUGGGUAGUCUAAUGCGGUGUAAGAAGACAGUGCAACAAUGGGUAGAUGUUUUGAAUAGUAAGAUAUGGGAAUUAGAAGUCGUUGAAAAUGAAGUUUUUCAACCGUUGUUUCUAAGUUACCAUGAUUUAGAACCCCAGUCCAAACGUUGUCUUUUGUAUUGUGCUACAUUUCCUAAAGAUUAUAAGAUUGUCAAGGAUCAGUUGAUUGAAUUGUGGAUGUCACAAGGUUAUCUUGAAGUCAAAGGAAGAAACAAAGAAAGCACAACAGUAGGUCAGAGGUGUUUUGAGAACCUAGUAACACGGUCUUUCUUUCAAGAUAUUGAGGAAUAUCUUGAGGGGAAUAUUAAAAGUUGUAAAAUGCACGACAUCGUGCAUGACUUUGUGCAAUAUUUAACCAAGGAUGAAUGCUUUAGUACGGUGGUUAGGGGUACUAAUGAGAGAAUGGAGUUACCGGGUGAUGAGGUCAGUCAUUUGUCGUUGAUGUUUGCACCCAAGGGUCCAUUUCCUGUUUUUUCUCUCAAUUGUAAGAGUUUGCGCACUCUCACAGCUUUUGAAUCGAAACUUACUAGCAUUGGCGUUGAGUUGAUUUCGCAAUCAAAAAGCCUUAGGACUUUGAAUUUGAGUGAAAACUCGAUUCUAGAAGUUCCAAAGGAGAUUGGUGGAUUGAUACAUUUGAGAUAUCUGGACUUGUCUCAAAACCGUGAACUGAAGGAAUUGCCCGACAGUUUAGGUGAUUUAUACAAUCUGCAAACCUUGCGACUUGUUGAGUGCAGACAACUAGUCAAAUUUCCCGAUGAAGAGGCAACGAGAAAGCUAACCAAGUUAAAGCAUCUUUAUGUCGAGGGGUCUUGUCGUCUAAAAUCAAAACGGAUAGGGAGGUUAACCGGUCUGCAAAAGCUAGAUGUGUUUCAUCUAAAUGGUUAUAGGGGUGAGGACAAAGAAGGGACGUUGAAGUUGCAAGAUUUGAAAAGCUUGAACCAACUUGAAGGGAGUCUUUCCAUUGCACACUUGGAGUCUGUGGAAGAUGCGAGUGAGGGUGUAAAGGCAUGUUUGAGUGAGAAACAUCUCCUUCAUCUGGAUCUAGAUUUCUUAUGUCGCAAUGGAUGUGAAAAGUACAGGAGAGAAGAAGGGAGGGGCCAAAAUGAUAGAGAAAUACUGAAUGGGCUGCAACCACAUGGAGGUUUGGAAUCAUUGCGCAUCCGGAACUGCCAGCUGGCUACUUCUCCGUGUCCCAAUUGGAUCUUGUCUUUACAUAAUCUAACAAGGCUUGUGCUUGUGUACUACCGUAAUUGUGAGCUGCUUUCGGGUCCAUUUGGGAGAUUGCCGUCGCUUGAAACACUAGUAUUUCAAGAGAUGAAGAAAGUGAAAAAGGUGGGAGUGGAGUUGUUGGGAAUUGAAGAAAGAGAAUUACAAUCAUCCUCCUCCUCCUCCUCGUCUUCUCUCAUUUUAUUCCCCAAAUUGAAAAGCCUCCUGUUCGGUGUGAUGGAUGAGUGGGAAGAAUGGGAAGGAGUCCCUCCCCAGAAUAAUAUUACCAUAAUGCCCUCCCUAUGUCGCUUGGUAUUUUUCCGCUGCUCCAAACUUGGUACGCUGCCCGACUUCCUGCGCAAGACACCACUACAGAGUGUGGAAGUCAAGUUUUGUCGAAUUCUCAGUGGUAUAGUCGGGGACAAAACAAGUGAGGAGUGGGCCAAGAUUUCUCACGUCCCAGACAUUCAAUGUUAAGCUGCGGCGAUUUCAGGCGGCGAGUUGUUGAGUGGUCUUGUCUUCUAAAAGCAGGCGACAAAUCAAGCUGUAGGCUAUGAGCUUUCCUUUCUUCCAUACAAAUAGUAGUUGUUAUACUCUACAAACACUGCCGGACUUCCUGGGCGUUACACUUGACAUGAGGUCACUUGAGCUUCUAUCUCCUUUAGGGACAUUGCCAUUCCUUGAAGCAUUGGAAAUAAAGUCAAUGAUAAUGACAUUGCCAUACCAACUGGCCCAAACAUCCAAAUUGAUAAUGGCCUCUGACUAUUGAGUGAGGAGCCAGCUUCCACCAAUCUCAUCCACUCUUAUAUUCAGGGAUUGGGAGGGUCAAGCCUCCAAGUUGUAAUGGCUGGAUUCCCUAAGACCGAAUGCCCCCAUCCUCAGGAAAUUGCUUUGGCUCCCACAGCAAGCUAAAAGCAUUUACAAUGGCAUUGGAACUUCAAGCUGAUGGUUGAUAUAUCAAGUAGUUUGCAAUCUGUUCUUUUUGUGGUUUAUUUCUCUGUCCUUGCCGGAUCCUCUUCCGCUCUUCUAUCCCCCAAGUUCACUUGUGUUUGGCUUCCAUCACCCUUGACAAGGUUGAAAAAGAGCUGAGAGCGGUCGUAGGUGUUGACAAAGAAGCUGCAAACAUCAACCACAAUGCAGUUAGGACAAAAUAAAGGGAUUGGGGAGGUCAACCCUCGAAGUUUUAACGACUGACUCGUUAAGACCAAAUACCUUCAGCCUCAGCUACUCCUUAAUGUAGUGCAGAAUUUCCAGAUAUGAAAGUUCUAAUAAAACUUUGGCUAGUGCGGAAUCAAUAAUCUUCUUUUUAUCCAGGAUUCAAAUUUACAACAUGCUCCAGGUACAGCUCAAAUUGAAGCCUAAAGCAUUUUGAAUGGCAUUGGAAUUUUCAAGCUAAUGAGAAGCUACUCUGGCUUCCUCUUUCAAUUCUUUUGGAACAAGGAGAAAUAUGCCAAGAGGAUGGGCCUAGUGGACAGCUCAUUGUAGUACAAUUCAUAUUGUAACAUGACGAGCUUAAUCAGGGUCGAAGAUCUAAUGCUUCUUCUGAUGCUGGAACCCAGCUCCCUAUCCAGUGGAGAUGUCUUUAUUAUGUUGGCUUUAUUUCUUCAAGAUUUGGAAAGACUUGCAAGCAAACUCUUAUGUGGAGGGAGAAUAGGGAGGUCAGGUCUCUUUACUUCUGAUGAUUGGAGUCCACUGACGAGAUGAUCCCCAACCCUUGUAGACUACAGAGGAAUUCUUCACACAACCUCGUACCGUACUGCUCAGAUUUAAUCUAAAAGGAUUUACAAUGGCAUUGAGACUUUCAAGCUGACGGGUGGAUAUAUGCUUUGGGGUAUCCAAUAAUAUACAUAUGUCUCAUGCACGGUCCACAAGCUAGGUCAACUACUGAUUGAUGACAACCUCUGCCACUUCUUCACUUCUCUUCCAGGAUUGAAAGCAAACCUCAUUGCAGGGAUUGAAAGCACACCUCAAAGUUGUAAUGGCUGGAUUCCCCAAGACCGGAUGCCCCCAUCCUUAGCUCAAAUACUGAAGCUUAAAGCAUUUCAAAUGGAAUUGAAAUUUUCAAGUUGAUGAGAUUUACUCUGGGGAAACGGAUUUUACUGUCACUACUAGCUAGGCGUGAUAUUACCAACGAAGCAAUCCAAGUGGUGACCUGCAAGUUGCAAGGCAGUCAACCUACAUUUUCUGAAUUAAUUAUCCCCCUCGAAAUCUUCUAUGAAGAUUAAUGGAAUAAUCCACGCAAAACACUGCAGAGGUAGAGAUAUCCUCUGGUGCUGAAACUGAUGAUGCUGAAACCCAACUUCCUGUCAAGUGUGGAUGUCUUUACCCAGUUGGCUUGAUUUCUUCAAGUUCAGAAAGGAUUGCAAGUACUCUUCCAUGAGUAAAUGGCAAGGUCAGGUCUUUAAAUUUCUGAUGAUUGGAGUCGAUGGACAACUGGACCCUUAGGAAAUUGCUUUGGCUCCCACAGCAAGCUAAAAGCAUUUACAAUGGCAUAGGAACUUCAAGCUGAUGGGUUGAUAUAUCAAGUAGUUUAUAAUCAGGUUCUUACCAACACCAGGUAUGAGAGAGAAUUUAAGAAUGGAUGUGACACUGAAUUCCAUUCCAUGGAAACACUCUGGGGAUGACUCUAGAUGGCUGGUAAACAUCAAACAGUUAUUUCAGGAAGGUUUGGGAGGUUUGUGACCAUGAGCUCUCAUGCAAGGAAGUUCAACAUCAGAUAUUUUCUUCGGUUGUACCUAGGAAUGUUAUAAUCUACUUAAGGCGACCAGUUGGUAGUGAAAUUGAUGGUAAAAUCAUUCAUCAUGUGGAUAUUGCUUCUGGCUUGUACCCUAUACUGUUCUGUUAUCCAUUCUCGCUAGAAAGGAUUAAUCAUGUUCAUCAGACACCUGACAGGGAGUGGUUUAAAACUGAGGCCGUUCUUCGUUUUAGCUUGGGAAACUUUCUGUUCUUCACCAUCCUGUCAGUUGUGAUGAUUGGUGUGAUGAGUCAAAAGGAUCCCCGUGAUAGUAUCCACUAUCCACCAUGGUGGAUGGAUGAUGAAAGCUACUUACUGGUUCCUUUUGGUGAUCUUCUCAUUGUGUUUCAUACCAAACGGGAUUAUUAGUUUCUAUGGAACUUUUGGCUAUUAGCAGUGUUUGGAUGAGGGAUAAUAUGGGGGGAGAUGACAUUUUGGUGGGACUAAAAAUCUCACAUGGAAAAUCCCUCGUUUGGUAAUUAAAUAGGGAGGGACUUAAAUUAUGAGGGAUUGUAGGAGAGGAUAAUCAGACAGGAUUUGUCUUAAUACAUCUCCCACCUUCGAGUUCCGCUUCUAGACGUGUUAUUCUGAAGUUCCACAGCGCGAAGAAGACGACUACGCAUCGGCCUUGAUUUCUGGCUCUCUCUUCUUCUUGCAUCGCUGUUCUCCAGGAAAGAUGUGCAUGUGCUGAUACUCUCUCUCUUGUUGCUCGAAUAUUGCAUAAAUCCAAGGCUCAUCUCCAGUCAAUUCUUUUUCAAAAAAAUGCUGUUGAAGAUUUCUGUGAAUUUGGUCGGUUCAUUUGUUCUUGUCUGUAGGAGUUCCUGAUAAUCUGUCAUGGUGGCUUGGAGGAGAGAAGAAGCACAGGCACUUCUGAAGGAGUCCCUUGAAUCGUUGGAGGACAUCGGUGCAUCUCUUAUGUUGAAAUAGUGAGUGCUCAGCCUCAAAACCAGAAUAAGAAGGGAAAAUAAGGUUUACCCUACCCAUAAGUGGAAAAGCAAGAAUAUAUUUUGUGAAGCAGUGCUGAAUGAGGAAGUCUGAAAUGAUGAGGUUGUGGAGCCCAUAGUUCCAGUUAUUUUUCAACACACAAAGGCAACUAGUUCCAUAUAGAGAAACAGGAAUUUAGGAUGGAUCUUUGUCGUAAGCGUGCUUGAGAAGAGGAGGAGGAGGUGGUGGAGGAAGAAGAAAUCAAUGAAGAGGAGAUUAGCACUGUUGAAGCCACUAAUGAGUGGACUGUAUUUCGUGAUCAAUUGACGAUGGAUAUGUUUGCUGACUAUCAAAAAUUCAAAGGCAUCGAGCUCAACAAGAGCAGCAAGAACAAGGAGACCUUGCAAAUGUUCCAUGAUUUCAAAGUUCUGUUGUGAUAUUUACUAUUUAGGAUGUUAUCAUAAAUGUUUGACAUUUUAAGUCUAUGAAUUCAAGCAAAACCAAAAUCGAAUUGUGACUGAAAUUCAAUUGUUGCAUUUUUCAAAUUUCUAACGGUUUUCAUGAUUUUUUCAUUUUAAUGGAAGGUUUGAAAUUAAUUGGUGAA
Molecule: messenger RNA, 6957 nt
Organism: Rosa chinensis
Lineage: Eukaryota; Viridiplantae; Streptophyta; Magnoliopsida; Rosales; Rosaceae
Product: putative disease resistance protein RGA3
Exons: 27
Coding region: 299-3172 (957 amino acids)
Biological process (GO): defense response to other organism
Molecular function (GO): protein binding; ADP binding
Source: RefSeq, a predicted model, not a curated record